CGCCGACACGGGAGAAAGAAGAGUCGAGAGCAAAAGAGAGUCCAGUGAGAAAGUCUGGAGACGAAAGCGAAUGGACCGACAAACACGACUCUAAGCUAACAGCAGAAACGCAGCUGGGGCGUCAGGCCUUCUGUUAGUGGUGGUUGAGAAUGGACCCCAACAGCGAGACCAAGAAGAUGACCUCUUACCUCCCGGGCAGCCCUUCUCGUGAGACCAAGAAACUGACCCUACCCAGAGGCCCAGGCUGCAGCUGGCUGGUGGUGGUAGCAGCUGUUGCGGCCUCUCUGAGUGGCCUGAUGCUGGGCUAUGAAAUGGGCCUGACCUCUGGGGUCCUGCUGCAGCUGCGCGGGCUCCUCUCCCUCUCUUGCCAGGAACAGGAACUGCUGGUCAGCUCCCACCUGCUCGGCGCUCUCCUAAUCUGCCUCGCCGGAGGUCCCAUUCUGGAUCGCUACGGACGCCGCUGCUCUUUGCUCCUGAGCGCCGCUCUGGUGGUUGCAGGGACUGUAUUGCUCAUUGCUGUGACAUCGUUUGUCGCACUGACACUGGGCCGAGUUAUAGUCGGCAUGGGAACAGCACUGUCAGGGACAGCAGCGUGUCUUUACAUUGCGGAGAUCUCACCGAGGGAGAGGAGGGGUCUGCUGGUGACGCUGUACGAGCUGAUGUUGGUUGUGGGUGUUUUGCUGGGAUUCAGCUGCAGUUACGCCUUUGCUACUCUGCCACAUGGCUUGGCGUAUACAUUUGGACUAGUGAUCCCCCCCGGGCUGCUACAAAUAGGUUUACUCGUGUUCCUCCCACCCAGUCCACGCUUCCUGGUCACUCAGGGUGAAGUGGAGCAGGCCAAGAUGGUGCUGGCCAGAAUGAGGGGUGGGGUUAAGGAGCAUGUAGAAGAGGAGCUCAGGGACAUCCAGGCUGGACUAAAAGAGGAAUCGGAGCACAGUUUCUGGGAGUUGUUCAGUUCCAAGGCCAAUCUGCGUUCACGGCUGCUAACGGGUGUAGCUUUAGUUUUCCUCCAGCAGGUCACCGGUCAGCCCAACGUCCUCUCCUAUGCUUCACCACUUCUCCGCAGCGUAGGCUUCGACAGUGAUGCUGCAGCAACCUUGGCCUCCACAGGGUUUGGAGUGGUCAAAGUAGUUGGCACCAUCCCUGCUGUGUUGCUGGUCGACCGUGUGGGAACUAAGAGCUUUUUGUGCGUGGGAGCUGUCGCAAUGGGAAUGUCGCUAGCUGUACUUGGUACACUGACACUACAAAGCCACACUCACCUCACCAGCCUGUGUAAAAGUCAGACUAUACUAAACCACACAUAUACGCCGUGGGAUUUAAACGGAACCUCUACAGACUUGGGCAACAGUGACAUUUUUUCUACUCGCCUCCCCAGCCAGUGGAACAGUGAGGAGACACAGAGGACUCUUAGAGAGGUUGAUGGGAUUGGGGAGUCGGGAGGAGGGAGGACUCGUGUAGAAGUGUCUCCCUCACUGAAGUGGGCAUCAUUAAUCAGUUUGCUGGUGUAUGUGGCAGCUUUCUCCAUUAGCCUCGGGCCAAUGGUGUAUGUGGUUCUCAGUGAGAUCUUUCCGAUGGGACUCAGAGGCAGGGCUGUGUCUGUGGUGUCAGCCAUAAACUGGGCCACGAACCUCCUCAUCUCCAUGACCUUCCUCACAAUUACCGAAAAGAUUGGUGUUCCUAAUGUGAUGUACCUCUACUCUGCCAUGAGCUUUGUUCUCCUGGUGUUUGUCAUCCUCUGUGUCCCUGAGACCAAAGGUCGCACACUUGAGGAGAUAUCAAAAGAACUGGCUAAGAAGAGGCAUUUCGAGGUGAGUCUCUGUAGGCAGAUUCAGGCUCAGGAGAGCCUGAUCAGCAGCAGCACGUCCAGAGAAAUGCCAGCGAACAACUGAGUCCCUUUACCAUACCACAACUGUUCACCUCACCUGAAGGAGAGUCAAGAAAAAGCAUCAAGAAAGACAUUGUAGCAGUACUGGUCAGAAUUUGGGUACAACUCAUACAUCUCAUCCACAUCUGCACAUGCCUGCAGUUCCAGCUGGUUUCUAAAAUAAUGUCUCUGAUGUAUAGUUCCUUCUAGCUACAGAUGUGAGGGAAGAAAACAUCAGGGAUGGUGGAAACAACACAUACAGUAAAGAAUUCAAUACUGGAAUAGUAUUUGUUCAAAUGAGGAUAGCUCAGGGUUCAUGCUUCCUGGUUAAAAAAAAAACAGUAAUAAAAGGUAAACAACUGGGAUUGAAUGUGAGUUGUAUAAAAUAUAUACUAGAUUAAUUUAAUUGCGUCCUUUUUAUCUUGAUUCUAUUUAAGCAUAGAGUCUCAAUGCAGAAAGGGAUAUUUUCCACCUUUGCUUCAGGAUUGAAAUUGACUCCCUACUAGCCAGCAGAACCGCUGAAGCCUUUUGGAUUGGUGGUGAAACUGUACUACUACAGUCGUUUAGUCAUUUUCCAUUCUGACCUGACAUUAUGAGGAAUAAUAACACAAGUUUGCUGUACUAAAAACACUAAUCACCUCAAAUGGCAGUAUAUUUAACACUGGUUCUUUUCUGGCUUGCGAAUUAAUUCCCGUAACAUGUUAGUAUUUAAAUACUGCUCACUGGCAUGUAAUGUAAUAGCAUCAAUGUAACUCAAACUAUUCAUACCAGCUCUGUCACAGGACAUACUGUAACCUACAUUACGAUACGAAACAUGAAUGAAGGCCUCAGUAGUCUCAGGAAGAGCUCUGUGUCUGCUCAUUUACAUUUGAAGGGAACAAGCAAUCACGAUAAUGAUAAUGAAGAAACACACUCAGCUCCACUGUGAUUGGCUGGCUGCUGGAAAAAUAGUAAUCCCAUCACAUCUCGUAGAAAUAUUGGGUAAAUAAUUUUGAAGUUGUUUUUUUUUUACUUUUGUCAGUGAUGCCAAAAUUAUACUUACUUGAUUAAGAAGUGGAAUGUUUUACUGCAAGAAAAGAAUGACUUGUGUGGAUCUUUUCAAAAUUACAAUUGCACAUUUUUUGAUGUGUAAUUUGAUACUUACCCUUAUGUUUUUUUUAAUGUUGUGAAAUGUAGCGAUGUAUUUGGAAAGUCUGUCACAUUGAAAAUCUUAGAAUACCAUUAUAUAAGGGUAUUCUGUUGAAACUGAUACAUACAAACUGUAAGAAGGACAGCUGAAAAGGAUGAUGGAAAAAGUAGAAGAGUUUUUGGCCUGUUU
This is a messenger RNA of Xiphias gladius (swordfish), 3182 nucleotides long. RefSeq names its product solute carrier family 2 member 12 (gene slc2a12). The coding region runs from base 150 to 1889 and encodes 579 amino acids. Gene Ontology annotation, biological process: transmembrane transport. Gene Ontology annotation, cellular component: membrane. The transcript is spliced from 6 exons. The record is from RefSeq and is a predicted model, not a curated record. Gene Ontology annotation, molecular function: transmembrane transporter activity. NCBI's taxonomy places the organism in Eukaryota, Metazoa, Chordata, Actinopteri, Istiophoriformes, Xiphiidae.